UUUUGUUAUCUUAUUGAGAAUGCUAGCUUGCACCACGGUUUAUUAUUAGAGUGUUUUACUUAAUACUUUUAAAUAUUUAAAUAUUUUUUCUGUAGUUUUUGUUUCGUUUACGAGAUGAUACUUAGCUAAUUAUAUGAGGCAUGUGUUUUUCUUUAAUAAAUUGGUCAAAUUUAUUGGUUUGAAAAUAAGAAGUCAUUAACUGCUGCUAAACCUCCAGAAGGCAUUACUGUGGAAAUAAAAGAGCUCUUCAUCAAUACAAGUUAAUUAAAUGAUUCUGUGAUUUAUUUAACCAAACAAGAAUAGAUAGUAUAGUCUAGAAUGUAAAAUAUCUGUUACGAACGAAUCCUUUGACAAUAUGCGAUCUUUUAUUAUAUAUGCAGUCACCAAUUUUCUUUGAAGAAAAAAAUACAAUUUUGAAUGCUUAACUCUACUCGUUAAAAACGGUUUUUAUUGCAAUAUACGGGUUCCUUUACAAACCAAUGUUGAGAAAGGCGCUCUUUUGAGAGAGAACAUUUUUCGAACAAAUUAAACUACUUAUCAUUUCCUCUCAGUUGGAAUAAUCUGAAACAUUCAUUGACAUCGGGAAGAGUUAACAGGAACUCGUUUGGAAAACCUUAAUCUUGUUAUUAACAAGGGAUCUUGUACCAGAGUAUUGUCAUACAGUUACAUUGUAAGUGUUGUGAUCGUGUGGCACCGAGAUGGCGACGUUCAGCUCCAAUGACAUGGCCAUGGCCAUCAUCUUCUGUACUUUGGGCACCUUUCUCCUCAUGUCUCUCAUAUUCUUCAUCCUCAUUAAAUUUUGCUCAUUUCCUCGCGGAACAGGAGGGAAGGAUUCUACAGACGGUGGUAGAGGUCACAUCGCUCCACCAGUCAACCAGGGAGUCAACUCCAAUGGACGAUUUGUGGGUGAUGUAGAUGGGAAUUUGGGCGGAAGUGGAGGCGGGGGGACAGAGGAAGGAGUGGUUUGGGUAAAGAAGAGGCCGGAACAUGACUUAAACUUCAACAUUGAGCAGAGCGAGGGCAAUGAGUUUGUCAUCACAGACUUGGACGCCAGUCCGGAACUAAUGCAGCAAAUCGAUCAAGGAGAUAUUCUGAAGGGGUGCAUGAUUGACUUCCAAAACUGCACUUUGUCAAACUCCAUCGAGGUCCUCCAGGUAGUGUCUCCAUUCGUGGCCCAGUUGCAGGUGGAAAAGAAGAACCGAGCGGGUGGUGUUUCUGGCUCGACUGGCGCUGGGUUGGAUAUCAAUCCCCACGUGGCCAUAGACAUGCAAUCUCCUACUGCUGAUUUGAGAACUGGCCAAGAACUAGACGUUCAUCAGCAGCAACCUGAAAACAGAAAAGCAGGAGGGUCUCUGGUGUUCGACUCAGAAGCGAACAUUGAUGAAACUGAUAUCCCUGAUGGGCAAACCCAAAACAACUUUGAUCUCCAUGACGCUCCUCCGAUCUCCCCUUUCAGUGGCGAAAUCAAUGGGGUUGCAUCAAAUGAUGUGAAUAUAGACGUUCCUAAUCGAUCUUUCCAGUCCUCCCGAAAACCUUCAGCGAGCGAGAUAUCUUUUGACGCCAUAUUGAACGCGUCUAACUCUCGGAAAACCUCCAUGUUUGCAUCAGGGCCAGACUCCAAAGAAGUCCAUAUAGACAUUGACUUAGGAGUUGAUAAAAAUAGAAAUCUCAACUCAGAAAACCCUCGAAUGGCUCUGGAAACCCCGUCUGCCAGAACAGAAACCAAAACUACGCGCAAUGAAAUGGAAAUGGAUACACCAGAAAUGAAAAAGAAAGGACUUUUUGCAUGUUGUGGUCCUAGUCAGAAGUCUAAGAAGUCCCCGAAAAAUCCUCACCCCUCACAUAACACUCCAACUUUCAAUGCUGAAACCAACAUAGACACUGAUGUUGAAGUUGGAUUACCACAAGCAGAAUUAAUUAGUGAUGAUGUCAUAAGAUCUGACACGACACGCACCGCUGAUCUUUUUGCAGUCGCAGUAGACAGUAGUCUAGCGGAAACCCCAGAAGUAGACCACGAAAUGAAAUUUGCGGUACCUGAACCUAGUAUUCCUGCAGAAGUCCCUCGGGCUGGCAUAAAUCUAGAAAGUAGUCCAAAUCUAAACAUCUCAAAUGACAAAGACUUCGAAUUCAACCCUCAAAUUGACGUAGAUAAACCUGAAAUGCAAAAGGAUAAAAAGUUUGGCGUUGGUGGCAACAUCGAAAAGGAUGCGAACAUUGAAAUUCAAGGAAUUAAACUGAACAAAGGGUUUGGAUUCGGCGAUUUCGAUGUUGGUGACGAUACAAAUAAUGAAACUGAGCAACCGAAACUAAAGAAGGGUAUUAUUUUUGGGCUUGAAGGUGACAGUGAUGCGGAUGCUGACGUUGGAGCGAAUCUUGAGUUUAAUACUCCCAAAAUAAAUGGAUUCGGUUUUAAGACUGAAGCUGACGGGGAUCUGCCGUUUAGUAAGAGUAAAAAACCAGAGGUGGAUUUCGCUGAAAAUUAUGAUAAAUUUGCAGUCGAAACAGCCACAGGCGAGGAUGCCAAAAUCGGCUUCGAAGGUUAUGAAGGUCCAUCGCUUAAUAAGAACUUGAGUGCAAACCUGAAUAUGAGCAAUGGUGGAUUCAAUUUGGACGGCAUCGAUGCUCAUAACGAAGGAUUCGAUUUCGGCAUCUCUGCAAAUGCCGAUGGCGAUGAAGCCAGAAAAACUCAGUCGGACCUGGACGCCCGACUUGAGAAAAAAGUUCUUCCCAGUUUCGAAAGAGACGAUAAUCAUUCAAAAGAUGGGCUUAAAGUGGAAACGCAUGCUUUCGACAUGGAUGUUAAAACCGAUUUCGAUAAACCAAGAGUAAAAACUAACUUUGGCGCAAAGUUCAAUGAUGACGAAAGCGACCUCCAAAAAGAUGACAAGAAAAACUUCGGUUUUGGCACAAGUCCAAAUGCUCAAGAUGAAAAAGAUGGUUUCAAUUUUGGAAUUGACCUUGACGAUCCCAGUGCAGAAAUAGAGAAAGAAGCCCGUCUGGAGAGCAAAAAGGUUCCAGUUGACUUCAAAGCCAGUGCGAAUGUCUCCGCACCCGAAUUUCUCGGAGAAGGUGAUAAAGAGGGAGAAGGCUUGAUGGGAAAAUUGAAAAAAGGGUUCGGGUCCAUGUUUGGAGGAGACAGUGACGAAGAGCAAGAAGCUAAAGUGAAACAAGAUGUGAACAAGAGUCUUGAUCGGCCUGUAUUGAAUGUAGAAGCCACUGCAGGUGUAUCGAAUGAAAUUGCAAUUGACAAUGACGUUAAAAUGACAUCGAAAGGCAACAAGACUCCUAAAAUGCAGGCUUCUGUGGGCUUGGACACCGGAGUCAAGCGGGAACUGACCAAUGGACCCAGCGAACCCAGUGACAUUAAAUCCAAGAGUGAGUCUACUGGAGACAAGGACAAAGAUGGCAAGCACGUGCUGGCAGUGUACAAGCCAGAGUACAAGAUAAUCAUCGACCCAGUGACUGGACAGAAGAAAAAGUUAAGGAAGAGGAGAAAGGAGGAGGGGGAAGAGUGGAAGGGCAGAGACUAUGACAUCAAGAUCGAUCCCCGCACUGGCGAGAAGGUCAAAGUCAGGAAACACACCCCGCGCGCCACAUCUCACGAACCCCUUUCUGCCUCCCAAAUGGAGUCACCGGCCGCAAACAACAGGACUUCAAAGUCCGCGGAGAGACCUCAGACAUCUUUAAAACAACAGAGUCCCGGAAGCCCAACAGGUAUGCCUAAUGGGGGAGGAGAGUGCGAACUAUCCAUAGACACCAACAUGGAUAUCACUGGCGAAGUGGACGGAAAAGCGUCUGCUGGAUCUUUUCUGGAAGCCAAGUUACCAUCGGCAAAAGUAGUAACAGCGGCCAGUAAUGAAGGCUUCACAUCUCGCAAGGAACUCGACAUGAUUGACAAAUCUCUGGAAGAAUUACGAGCCGCCCAGAGCAUCUCAGUGAACGCAUCUGGACCCCGGUUUGGAUAUUCUUCCGCCGGAAUUGGGCGCGGCUCAGAUUCCGAUUAGACUUAUUAUUGAACCCUUCCCUUUUUGCAAUUUUCUACAAUAUGUAUCUUUUUACUCGGUUAUAUGUGCUAUUUUGGACAAAUCGCAUUCGGAUUUUAGAUUUUAUCUCUUUUGUGUAUAGUGACUACGUUGCACCUGUCUUUAACGCGGUUAAAAAUUAGCAUUGUGUGGUAUUAUAUGUCACUUUUGUGAACAAGCUUCCAUUAUUAAAUGAGAUGUAGUUUCAAAUUUAAACAGUUGUAAUCGGAUCUUAAGAUUAAUAAAAAACAGUAUAAAGUUGUUGUGUAAUAUUAAAUUUAUACCUUUUCCUAAA
Messenger RNA from Symsagittifera roscoffensis, 4317 nucleotides. RefSeq lists its product as uncharacterized. NCBI's taxonomy places the organism in Eukaryota, Metazoa, Xenacoelomorpha, Acoela, Convolutidae. The transcript is spliced from 7 exons. The record is from RefSeq and is a predicted model, not a curated record. Bases 699 to 4004 code for a protein of 1101 amino acids.